GAACAAUCCAAUCACCUUCUCUACUCUUCCUCAAGUGAACUAACCACCAAAAACCAAACUCAAGAUGCCUUGCCCAUGCGGAUCCGGUUGCAAAUGCGCCACCCAGACACCCAAGGGAGCCUGCAACUGCGGCACUGACUGCAAGUGCGGUGGCGACAACAAAGCCAAGUGCGGCUGCUCCAAGUGAGGGGUAUCCCAAGCCCGCCCAAGCCUACUGGCAUCCAUCCACAUACCCGCACCGAUAACGUUGUAUUAUUUUUUGCACUCUCCAAACGUCAUGCAGCACCUAUUUUAUAAUUUGUUCCUCGCUUUGCAUAAUGUCCAAUAAACCCAAUUGAAACUUGA
Drosophila persimilis is the source of this 345-nucleotide messenger RNA. RefSeq names its product metallothionein-1. The record is from RefSeq and is a predicted model, not a curated record. Gene Ontology annotation, molecular function: metal ion binding. The transcript is spliced from 2 exons. Lineage: Eukaryota; Metazoa; Arthropoda; Insecta; Diptera; Drosophilidae. Bases 65 to 187 code for a protein of 40 amino acids.